AUGUCCUCGACACUCUGGCCGCUCGCGGGCAACGCGCACGGUGCGUGUCGGGACGCUGCCCUAAACACGCCGGCCAACGACCUGCUUCUCGGCUUGAGCGAGCUCAGUUGCCAGGACGCGUGCGUGGCCGACAGCUUCUGCCACGCCACCGGAUUCAGCAUCCCGGUCGGGUGGAAAAAGGAGUGCAGGCUCUUCAAGUCGCCCGUCGUCCGGACCCUCCCUAUGAGCGGAGUGUCUUGCCGCCUAAAGCCGGGUUCUUCUUCCAGCUACAUCGGCCCAUCGUCAAUGAGCCUGUCCUUCGGCCCGGGCUUGGCGCAAGCUACCGGCCCACCAACGCCGUCGAGCCCGCCACCUCCACAGCUGCCGUGGGCUCUCCCGCCUCCGCCGCCACCCAGCGCCCUCUCUGCAACGCCGUGGUGGCUGCCGCCACCGUCGCCGCCGCCGAAUUUGCCGCCCCCCACGCCGCCACCACCGCCACCGUCGCCGCCGCCGAAUUUGCCGCCCCCCACGCCGCCACCACCGUCACUGCCGCCGCCGCUGCCGUGCACAGAGUGUGCGGACGAGCGGAACAAGUGGAUGGCGACCAACUCCUUAACGUGCCACAGUUUUCCCUACGCGUACAUCAAGCUCUGCAAGUGGGAUGCGGAGUGGGCCAUGCAGAAGUUCUGUCAGAGGUCGUGCUUUGACAACGGGGCGGGCUACGGCGGUGAUCUGUGCUGUGCAUCGGAACGACCACCGCCGCCGCCUCCCACCGUGCGCCUCGCCGCCGUCCUUCCGGGCUCCUCCACGCUGCCGUGGCCUGUGCGGACUCACGCGCCUCCGCAAGCCCCUCUUCAUCCCCCGCUGUGGCCGCCGCUGCCGCCGCUGCUGCCGUGCACAGAGUGUGCGGACGAGCGGAACAAGUGGAUGGCGACCAACUCCUUAACGUGCCACAGUUUUCCCUACGCGUACAUCAAGCUCUGCAAGUGGGAUGCGGAGUGGGCCAUGCAGAAGUUCUGUCAGAGGUCGUGCUUUGACAACGGGGCGGGCUACGGCGACGAGCCGCCGCAGCUGCCGCCGCUGGACGCCUCUGAAGCCAUCGUCAAAGGGCUCCGGCUCUGGCAGCUGGCGGGUCGAGGCGCAAUGGGCCCGGCGGCGCAGAUUUGGUCGUACGGCUUGGCGGGUGCCGCCACAGGAGUCGCUGCUGGGCUGCUGGGCGUGGGCCUUUGGGCAGGCCUCCUCUGCUGGCGCAGGCGGCCCUACCCUCUCCGCGACCGCGAGACAGAGGGGCGGGCGCCGGCGCACCUCCGGCACACGCAGCUUCAAGAGAGCAUCGCGAUCGCGGAUCAUGACGAAACUGAUCGAAGCAGCCAGCGAGCAUUGACAAUGGCCGAGCCCGUCGACGCCGGCGUCGAAGCAGCUCGCCGCGUGGCCCGCGAGACGGACGAGCUCUGGGCGAGGCAAACCGGCGCAGUCCCACGGGUGCGCGAUCUCAUUGCAAGCAGCGAGGAGCGCUCUGGUGCGCAGCCCGCGCCGCGCCGCUCAUACGGAAAGAGUUGA
Molecule: messenger RNA, 1539 nt
Organism: Emiliania huxleyi CCMP1516
Lineage: Eukaryota; Haptophyta; Isochrysidales; Noelaerhabdaceae
Exons: 4
Coding region: 1-1539 (512 amino acids)
Source: RefSeq, a predicted model, not a curated record